Messenger RNA from Microtus oregoni (creeping vole), 6645 nucleotides. RefSeq names its product EPH receptor A4 (gene Epha4). Gene Ontology annotation, biological process: axon guidance; cell surface receptor protein tyrosine kinase signaling pathway; protein phosphorylation. The record is from RefSeq and is a predicted model, not a curated record. Lineage: Eukaryota; Metazoa; Chordata; Mammalia; Rodentia; Cricetidae. Bases 119 to 3079 code for a protein of 986 amino acids. Gene Ontology annotation, cellular component: neuron projection; plasma membrane. The transcript has 18 exons. Gene Ontology annotation, molecular function: transmembrane-ephrin receptor activity; protein binding; ATP binding.
CCUACGUCACAGCCCGGGCCCACCCUCUUGGCAAUGUCUUCAGACUGCUGCACUCCUAACUUAAGCAUUUAUUCCACUGGGAUAGAAGCGGCAGGAGCAGCGUUGGCACUGGCGAACCAUGGCUGGGAUUUUCUAUUUCGUCCUCUUUUCGUUUCUCUUUGGGAUUUGCGACGCUGUCACCGGUUCUAGGGUAUACCCCGCGAAUGAAGUUACCUUAUUGGAUUCCAGAUCUGUUCAGGGAGAGCUUGGGUGGAUAGCCAGCCCUCUGGAAGGAGGGUGGGAGGAAGUGAGCAUUAUGGAUGAGAAAAAUACACCGAUCCGAACCUACCAGGUGUGCAAUGUGAUGGAAGCCAGCCAGAAUAACUGGCUGCGAACUGAUUGGAUCACCCGAGAAGGGGCGCAGAGGGUGUACAUUGAGAUUAAGUUCACGCUGAGGGACUGCAACAGUCUUCCGGGCGUCAUGGGGACUUGCAAGGAGACAUUUAACCUGUACUACUACGAGUCAGACAACGACAAGGAACGCUUCAUCAGAGAGAGCCAGUUUGGCAAGAUUGAUACCAUCGCGGCUGAUGAGAGCUUCACGCAGGUGGACAUUGGUGACCGAAUCAUGAAGCUCAACACUGAGAUCCGGGAUGUAGGGCCACUGAGCAAGAAGGGCUUUUACCUGGCCUUUCAGGAUGUGGGGGCUUGCAUUGCCCUGGUCUCCGUCCGUGUGUUCUACAAGAAGUGUCCACUCACUGUUCGAAACCUAGCGCAGUUUCCUGAUACCAUCACGGGGGCUGAUACCUCCUCCCUGGUGGAAGUUCGAGGCUCCUGUGUCAACAACUCUGAAGAGAAGGAUGUGCCAAAAAUGUACUGCGGGGCAGAUGGCGAAUGGCUGGUACCCAUUGGCAACUGCUUGUGCAAUGCUGGGCAUGAGGAGCAGAAUGGCGAAUGCCAAGCUUGCAAAAUUGGAUAUUACAAAGCUCUCUCCACGGACGCCACCUGUGCCAAGUGUCCACCCCACAGCUACUCCGUCUGGGAAGGAGCCACCUCGUGCACCUGUGACCGAGGCUUCUUUAGAGCUGACAACGACGCUGCGUCUAUGCCCUGCACCCGCCCACCAUCUGCUCCCCUCAACUUGAUUUCCAAUGUCAACGAGACGUCGGUGAACUUGGAAUGGAGCAGUCCUCAGAACACAGGGGGCCGCCAAGACAUUUCUUACAAUGUGGUCUGCAAGAAGUGUGGAGCCGGUGACCCCAGCAAGUGCCGGCCCUGUGGGAGCGGAGUGCACUACACGCCACAGCAGAAUGGCCUCAAGACGACUAGAGUCUCCAUCACUGACCUGCUAGCGCACACCAAUUACACCUUUGAGAUCUGGGCAGUGAACGGAGUAUCGAAGUACAACCCCAGCCCGGACCAGUCAGUAUCUGUCACUGUGACCACCAACCAAGCAGCACCAUCAUCCAUUGCUUUGGUCCAGGCUAAAGAAGUCACAAGAUACAGUGUGGCUCUGGCUUGGUUGGAACCAGAUCGGCCAAAUGGAGUGAUCUUAGAAUAUGAAGUCAAGUAUUAUGAGAAGGAUCAGAAUGAACGAAGCUAUCGCAUAGUUCGGACGGCUGCCAGGAACACGGAUAUCAAAGGCCUGAACCCUCUGACUUCCUAUGUGUUCCACGUGCGAGCCAGGACUGCCGCUGGCUAUGGAGACUUCAGUGAGCCCUUGGAGGUCACUACCAAUACAGUGCCUUCCCGGAUCAUUGGAGAUGGCGCCAACUCCACUGUCCUGCUGGUCUCCGUCUCUGGCAGCGUGGUGCUUGUGGUCAUUCUCAUCGCGGCUUUUGUCAUCAGUCGUCGACGGAGUAAGUACAGCAAAGCAAAACAAGAAGCAGACGAAGAGAAACAUUUGAAUCAAGGUGUUAGAACUUAUGUGGACCCCUUUACAUAUGAAGACCCCAACCAGGCAGUUCGAGAAUUUGCCAAAGAAAUCGAUGCCUCCUGCAUUAAAAUCGAAAAAGUCAUAGGAGUUGGUGAAUUUGGAGAAGUCUGCAGUGGGCGCCUCAAGGUGCCAGGCAAGAGGGAGAUCUGUGUGGCUAUCAAGACCCUGAAAGCUGGGUAUACUGACAAGCAGAGGAGGGACUUCCUGAGCGAGGCCAGCAUCAUGGGCCAGUUUGACCACCCAAACAUAAUCCACCUGGAAGGCGUUGUCACCAAAUGUAAACCAGUCAUGAUCAUAACGGAGUACAUGGAGAACGGCUCCUUGGAUGCGUUUCUCAGGAAGAACGACGGCCGAUUUACAGUCAUUCAGCUGGUGGGCAUGCUCCGUGGCAUUGGGUCUGGAAUGAAGUAUUUAUCUGAUAUGAGCUAUGUGCAUCGAGACCUGGCUGCCAGGAACAUCCUAGUAAACAGCAACUUGGUCUGCAAGGUGUCUGAUUUUGGCAUGUCCAGGGUGCUGGAGGACGAUCCCGAGGCGGCCUAUACUACCAGGGGUGGCAAGAUUCCUAUCCGGUGGACUGCACCAGAAGCAAUUGCCUAUCGUAAAUUCACGUCGGCCAGUGACGUAUGGAGCUACGGAAUCGUUAUGUGGGAAGUGAUGUCGUAUGGAGAGAGACCAUACUGGGAUAUGUCCAAUCAAGAUGUGAUUAAAGCCAUCGAGGAAGGCUACCGGCUGCCCCCACCAAUGGACUGCCCCAUUGCCCUCCAUCAGUUAAUGCUGGACUGCUGGCAGAAAGAGAGGAGCGACAGGCCUAAAUUCGGGCAGAUUGUCAACAUGCUGGACAAACUCAUCCGCAAUCCCAACAGCUUGAAGAGGACCGGGCCAGAGAGCUCCAGACCCAACACAGCGUUGCUGGAUCCCAGCUCCCCUGAAUUCUCGGCUGUAGUUUCAGUGGGCGACUGGCUGCAGGCCAUCAAAAUGGACCGGUAUAAGGAUAACUUCACAGCCGCGGGGUACACCACGCUAGAAGCCGUGGUUCACAUGAACCAGGACGACCUGGCGAGAAUUGGCAUCACUGCCCUCACACACCAGAAUAAGAUUUUAAGCAGCGUCCAGGCGAUGAGAACCCAAAUGCAGCAGAUACACGGCAGGAUGGUCCCUGUCUGAGCCAGUACUGAAUAGACUCAGAACUCUUGAAAUUAGUUUACCUCAUCCAUGCACUUUAAUUGAAGAACUGCACUUUUUUUACUUCGUCUUCGCCCUCUGAAAUUAAAGGAAAAAAAAAAAUACCUGCAGCGUUGCUUGGUGUAUGAGAUUGCUGAAACCUUGGGGCUUACGUGAAUGGCCUAGAUCAUCAGAUUUAAACCUGGAGCCAGUAAUUUCUCAGAAGUACUCUUGUCCAUCGCUGGUGUAUAAAAUACAUGUACUUAUAUAGAUAAAACUCUGCCUCCGAGUUCGACGCCCUUUUUUCCCCCAUCAGAUGCUGGGUUUUCGAAGUCACCUUAAUCCUUUCUGUUUGGAAUUUCAACCGAAGGAUUUUGUCUGUGGCAUCAGCCUUUGUCAUCACUCCUCGCUGGGGCCCCGGAGCAUUGCGGAAGGACUCAAAGGCGGCCAUCGGGGCUUGGUUCAUACCACAGAAUAAAAUCCAGGUGACAGCCUCGUGACGCACCCAUGUUGCCUCUUCAGUGCCCAGGACACUUGGUGGAUUUCUAUGACAUGGGGGGCUAGAAAGAAAAGGAAAGCGGAUUUUUUUCUUUUUCUUUUUUUUAAAUGCAAACUCCCAAGCCCUAUUACCCCUAACUGGAAAAAGAGGUCUCUUUGGGCCUGAGGCUGUGCCAUAUAACGUCUUAUUUGGGAAUGCUACAAACCUUCUGGAUAGUGGGCUGUGACAAUCCUGAAUGGGGAAUUUUCAUAUUCCCCCCCUGCUUUGAAGAGGCAACUCCCAAGUUUACAAGGGAAUAGAUUCUGCUAUCUCAGCCUCACAGCCCUUCCUGUUGAUUACAAAGCCCUUGGAAACAAAAAAAAAAAAAAGAACACACCCUCCUUGGUUCUUCUGAACGUUUUUUUUUCCCCCCUUUGGCGUCUCUUCUGCCCGUUUUGAGGCAAAGACACUUGAUGAAACAAACACCUGUACCUGGAAAGUGGAAGAAAUGAUUCAAGUCCCCUUCGCCCAGGAAAGCAGCAACACCAAGCUUCGGCAUCUGUUCUCCAGCUGCGUGGAGGAGUGCGCUGUCUCAAGGCAUCAGCUCUGCAGAGCCCUUCCAAACCCCUUGUGGUUUUAUUUAUACGUAUUUCCAUAAUUCAUUCCUGUACGUCACUGCUGCAUCAGAGUGGCAGCGAGUGACCAAAUGUUACAGGUUUUGCUAUGGACGCCAGGUCGGGCGCCACCGCGCAGAACAAAGCCAGUCCCGUAAGCUGCCUACGGUAUGCAUUGCUGACAUGACAUUUUACCCAGGGCGUGCCAUUGCAGUGAUAUGAAUAUAUUUUUUCCUAGACUAAAAUAUGACCUGAUUAUCUCUUUUGAUGUGUGUACAUAGGUGCGUGUGUGCGUGCGCGCAUGUGUGUGUGCAUGUGUGUGUGUGUGCGUGUGUGGUGUGUGUGUCCGCGCGUGUGUAACCUCAUGCUUCGAACUGCCUGUGAAUGUUGUGGAAUGCUACACCUGGAGAGUUCUGGUUUAUCACCAGUUCAAAGAAAAAAGAGUCACACGAUAUACACGGCUUGGAGACCACGGCCGUCCCCUUGGGAAGACAGCUUGGAAACGCUACAUGGUCUGUAUCUGUAAGAGUAACGUAGCUGUCACACUCACCGUAAGAAGCAAUUCUAUAGCUUUGGACAGAUGUGUGUUCACCUCCGCAAUGGAAUGACUGUUGGAUAGAAACCCACCCAAGGUGACAAGCCCGUCACCACAAUCGCAGAUUCUGAUGGGACUCGUCUGACUCUCCAGUUCCACAAUGGAGAGAGAAGGGGAUGGAAUCCAUGGAUCGACCCCAGAUGGAGUACAAGUCGCCUUUGUUUCCCUGCAUAAAUGAACUUGAUGAAUGCGAACAAAUAUAUGCAAUUCAUAUACUUUUGGAGAUGAACUUAGCGAUGUGUGUCAGCCUUGAGAUGAUGUGUCUGGAGUAAUACUUUGUGUCCCCGUGUCACAGAACAAUACACACAUGCCAGUGGCUCUUGAGGUUAGUGUAGUUGGGAUGACAUGGCCUCUAGCAAUUCCAGGUUCCCCAAUUACAUGUAGAAAGUUCUCGGGUAAUUCAUAUGCAGCUAACUCCUUUUGCCCUCGAAAGUACAUCAGUCUUCUAGAAUCUGAGUUCUGGUGUAGAUAGAAGAUUCAAUAUCAACAGGAUAUGGAUACCAAACUCCAGCCAGCAUACUGCCAUUUUACCUAACCUGAGUGGCUGCCUUGCUUAUUCUGAGCUGUGGUUGCCAAAACUGUGGCCAUUUAUAUAAGCUAUAACAUCAAAAUCAGGGAAAAACAGGGGAAAAAAGAUUCUGAACCAUAUAUUGUUGAAUAAGUAGAGAAAAUCACCAAUAAAUAUUUAUUGCAUUCUGACAGGGUGUGUGGCAUUGUAUUCUCAUAACUAUGCCAGAGUGACAAAGUCAAUUCGCCCCUUUUGGGGGGACCUUAAUAUAUUUUUAAAGGGAUGUGCCUAUGCAUUGAUGCCUGAAAAAUAUGUGUAAAAAUAAAAAAUGAGGUAGAAUCUCCGAGUGGAUCAUCUUUCCCAGAGGUCGGGUGGAAGGAGAAUUUCCGGGUCUGUGUCCAGCCCAGGAGCCAGCACUGGUCUGCUGAGCUGGAAGGCUAAAGUCUACUCAGAUCUACUAAGCAGCUUCAAGCUGCUCCCUGCACCAAAUCAAGUCGUUUCACCACGUGUCUGCAGGCUCCCAUUAUUUUGGCAAUCUUAUAACGAACUAACUGUUCUGGUGUGUCUGAAAGAGUGGAAGAAAGGUUGUGUUCACAACACAACUGAUAUGUGCUCUGAGACCUCUUGUAUUCAUCUGGGAAGGGUCCAUGUAUUAAUCCAUACACUCCUAUAGCCUCAAUUACUUGUCUGAAGACACAAAUUUCGACCAGUAAAGGAAAGUUCUAGAAGCAAUAUUUUCACUCCUUUAGCAUUGUCCAAAUAACAUCAGGUAUUUAUACAUGCUGAAGAGUGCGUUUAUUUUGUAUUACUCCAAGUUUGUUGGAAUAUGCAAGGACUGUGGUUAUUAUUAGAAUGUAUAAGGCAUAUUAUAAUUUAGUUCAUUUGUCCUGAAAAGGAAGUUAACUGAACAUCUCUUGGUUCAUACAUGUUCCAAAUUUUGAGCAGCCCUUUGAGUUAGCCAUAGAUUUUUCUAUUUUGUUUCCAUUUGUCAAGGUAUUUUUCUUCCCUUCAUGAACUUUAGGUACACAUAACUUAUGUCAUUUAUUUAUGGUCUUUUAUACCUAGUUUGUAAAGUUGUAAAAUAGCAAACUAAAUGCAAAGAGUUUGCAUUUGAAAGUAAUAAAGUAGUUGCCGUAUACAAACCCAAAAUCUGGUUGUCUUUAUUAUUUUAUUUGUUACUUUAUUUUAUUUAGUGUUGGGGAUGCAUGCUAGGCAUGAGCUAGACCCAUCCUUUCUUUACUUUGAGACAGUCUUACUAAGUUGCCCAACCAGGUCUGACAUUCACCUCACAGCCCAGGCUGACCUUGAACUUGAAAUCUUUAAACUGCCCACUCCUGAGUAACUGAGAUUAUAACCUUAUACCAUACCGUUCUG